AUGGAGAUCGGUGUACUGACGAUGCAAAGAGGAGAGGUAUCGAGGUUCCUUUACUCGCCAGCAUAUGCAUAUGGUGCAUUGGGUUGCCCUCCACUCAUCCCUCCUUCUGCUACUGUCUUGUUUGAAAUGGAGAUAUUGGACUUCCUAGAUACAGCAGAAUCAGACUCUUUCUUUGCUCUGUCCCCGAACCAUCAGGCAAUAUUUCCUCUAGAAAAGGUGUUGGAAGUUGCUACUACUGAGAGAAAGUUUGGUAAUUGCCUCUUCAAGCGAAACCGAUUUGAUGAUGCCAAGGAUAGGUAUAAACGGGCAUCCUUUUAUCUGUCACGUCUGGGAAAGUCGGAGGAGGAGAGGAGACAGCUUGAGACAGCUCGGCUACCUGUGAAUUUAAAUUUGGCACUCACAUACUUGAGGUUAGAGCGUCCACGCAACAGUCUGGAGUGGGGUGAAAAGGCUCUGGCAAUAGAUAACAAGAAUGUUAAAGCUCUGUUUCGAUGCGGACAGGCAUGUCUUGAGUUGAAAGAGUAUGAAAAGGCUCGUACGUUUCUUCUAAGAGCUCAGAAGUUGGAGCCAUUUAACUCUGAAAUUAAUGGUGAAUUGAAGAGACUAUCAAGGUAUUUUUUUUAUUUAUAA
Messenger RNA from Staurois parvus, 630 nucleotides. The record is from the annotation of a GenBank genome assembly. Lineage: Eukaryota; Metazoa; Chordata; Amphibia; Anura; Ranidae.